Messenger RNA from Paramecium sonneborni, 10401 nucleotides. NCBI's taxonomy places the organism in Eukaryota, Ciliophora, Oligohymenophorea, Peniculida, Parameciidae. The record is from the annotation of a GenBank genome assembly.
AUGAUUAUCACAAAUUAACCUUAGUAUUUAAAUGAUCGACUUAUAAAUAAUCUUAAAUAUUAUGAAUCCUCAGAUAAUUUGUUACAUCAUAUAAAUUAGAUCACUUUUUUAAAAUUAAGAGGAGGUGGAUGCUGUAACACAAAAUAAUAAAUUCAUGAUUUCUCAAAACUGAAUUAAAAAUAAAUUGAAGAAAAUUUUGUGUCUAACUUACAAUUAUUUACAAAUAUUAUAGUCGAAAAAUCUUUGAGUUUUUAAGAUAAUAUGAAUAAAGAUGAAAUACUUACUGCAUUUUAGUGGUUUUUAAAUCAAAAAGAGUAAUUUUUAAUUAUAUGUAAUGAAGAAAUUUUUAAUUAAACAAUAUAUGAAGUUAUUGAAAAAAUAUUAGAAUAAUUAUUGAAAUAGUUAAAGAUUUAUGUAAAAUUAUCAGGGUUUCUAUUUUAUCUCUUACUCUAAAUAUGUAAUGAUUUAUUUAGAAUUAUAUUUUCAUAUUAAUUAAAGAAUGAAGAGAGGUAUAUGUAAGAAGAUUUAAAAAAAACAUUUCUAGAAUAUAUAUCAGAAACAGAAUGUCAAAUUUAAGUUGAAGCUUUGAAUAUUUGGAUUAAUGGAGUGGAAUUUGAACUUUAAAUGAUUAAAACUUGUAUAGCUCAUUGUAGAACCAACUCUUAAUAAGGUAAAGAAUUAGUACUAUCUAUUAUGAGUGGUUUAAUUUCAUCAAUAUCUUAAUUAAAACCUAGUGAUGAAUUGAUAGAUUCGUUAAUUCAAGGAGGAAAAUUCUUACUUUUGAAUUUCUAUGAUAAAAAAAUUCAAAAUCCAAUUUAAAUAUAUGAAAUCUAUUAUUUUUUCGAAAAUUUGAAAUGGUCUAUAUUAAAUCAAUUGAAAUUAGGCUACUCCAUUUAAAAUAUUAUUUAAUAAAUUCAAGAUGCAUAUUUAAAGUAUAUAAAACUAUCCAAAGAUUGGAUGAUACAUUAUUGUUGGAUCAACUUGAUAUCAGAUAUAAUGUGUUAUAGACCAAUUGUUUAUAAAAAUUAAUUAUCAUAAAUAUUAUAAAAAGGAAAUUAAGAUUAAGAAACUUGGAAUUAAUUAAUUAUGUCUAACUAAAUAGUUUAGUUGCCAUAUCAUAAAUUUGCUGGUAAAUUAAAAAUGUUUGGAAAUCAAAAUUUUUCAUUUAAGAAGUUCGGAUCACUUAAAUUAUUUUAGGAGUACUUGAUCUCAAAUGAAAGUAAUAUUUUCUUAUUGCCAAACUAUGUCGAUUUUAAUUUUAAUUUAUAAAAAGAAGAGUAAUUAAAUGAUGAGGAUCUUUUUAUUUAAUUAUUAACUGAUUAAUCAAAUAUGGAAUUAAUAAAAAGCUUAAUCAAAUAAUUAAAGUCCUAAAAUGAAUAAAUAUUAAAUAAUUUUGAAGCUGCGAAAUAAUAAAUAAAUUUAUAUAAUUCUCAUCUUAAGAAUUAUAAAUAAUUUGAAAUCAAAAUACUUAGAUAAGAUAUUAAAUUUUUGAUGAACUAAAUAAAAAAAUCUAGCUUAUUAUUAUUAUUUUUAAUUUAUGAGAUUAAUUAAUUAACAAAUAAGGAAUUAUAAAUUAAUUCUAUUAUCUAAGUAUUUUUAGAAACAUAAGAUUCAAAUUAGGACGAAAAACAAAAAAUAUUAAAAAAAUCAACAAUCACAGUUAUUAAAGAAAAAGAAGAAAAAUAUUAAUUUGAAUUUUUAAAUAAUUUUAAUUCGAUAUCUUAAUUUUGGAUAUAAAUUUGUUAGUAUACAACAAUUUCAUAAGAGGAAUUAAUUAAUAUUAAUUCUGAUUUAGAGAAACCUAUAUCUAUUGAAUCUUAAUUGAACCAAAAUAUUUUAAUCCUAACAGAUAUAAUAAAUUACUUAGAUAAAUUUUUAAUCUAAACAAAUACAAUAAAGCGAAAUUUCUUAAAUUUAUUAGAUUAGAAUAAAUUCAAGACUUUUAUGAAAGAACCUAUCUCUUAAAAAAAUAUAGCAUAACUGUUAAUUAAGCUAUUUAAUCCAAAAAUUAUAUCAAAAUUAAUUGUUGAGAUUUGCCAAUAUUUUUAAAGCACAUAUAAAGAAAAAUUUGAAAUUCAAAAGAAGAUUGAUGUUCAAAAAAUGUUGUUUAUUAUUUGUUCGAACUUAAAUAUUUAUAAGGGUUUAAAAAUGAUUCUUAAUGUACAUCAUAGUAAAUUAUUAUCUAUAUCUAAUUAAUUAUAAGGUGUUUUUACAAAUAAAAGAACGAUGGAAAAUGAAAGAUAAAAUUAAAAUGAUACUAAUUAAUAUAUUAAAAAGUUAAUAAUCGAUAAAAAAGAGAAGUUGUAAAUUCUAUUUAACAAGUAUCGAAAUUUAGAAUUCACGAAAGAUGAAGUAACAGAAUUUAACAAUAUAUCAAAUGAAAUUAGUUUAGAAUUAUCUGAAAUAAAUAAAAAGGAUUAGUAAGAAUUAACUAAAACUCAUCAAAUAUUAUUAUUAUAAGAUAUUCAAACAAAAUUGGAACUUAUAGGUUUGGUUUAGUAAGAUAAAAAUACUAUUCAAAAAGAAAUCUUUCAAUUAUUAGAUGGUCAUCUUUAUGAAAUAAGCAAAGAUGAAAAAGAGAUUUCCUUUUAAAUUAAUGAUAAAUAGUAAAACCCUUUAGAAGAAAUAAUAAAAUUAUAAUCGACAGAUUUAUUUGAUUGCGAAUGUUAAAUCAGAAUUAUAGAGAAUUUAAUAAUUAAAUCACAAAAACUUAAGAGAAUAUUCAAGUAAAAUUGUAAAGAAACAGUUUCUUAAAAUGAAUAAACAAACUAAUAAUUAUUGAGUUAAUUUAAGAAUACUUUUGCAAAAAGUUUAAAUUAAGUAAUUGUGGAUUUGUAGAAGUAAACUAUAUAAUUUUAUUAAUCAAUAAAUAAUAAGGAAUAAAUUAUUUUUAAUGAAGAAUUUAUGACUAAGCUUUAAAAUUAACCUAAAUUGAAUUAAAAAUCUACCUUGAUUUAAGUAUUAAAUUUUAAUUCUCUAUUUGUUGAAGAUAAUGAAAUUAAAGAUUAGAAUGGAAAAAUUAAUAUUAUUUAAAAUAUGUUAAUUGAAUUAAAAAAAGACUAAAAGAUAAUUGUUGAAAAGAGUGUAUUUGAUAUAUUUGAAAAUUCAUCAUACAAGGUUAGGGAAUUACUAGUAUUUAAUUUGGUUAAGAUGUAAUAAAUGGUUUAAGAAUAAGUAAUAUAAGAAUUUUGUGGAAAUUUAUUAAAACAAAUUUGGAUGAUAGAAAAACAUUCAGGUGUUAGAAAUCUUCUGAAAAAUGAUGAAAUGAUAAGGAUGUAGAAGAAAAUGUUCUCAAAAGAUUUACAAAAUUUUUCUAUAAAAUUAAAAAGUGAAAUGCAAUAAAGACUAAAAUAAAUAGAACAACUUGAAACUUAAGUUCUUCUAAGUGAUAAUUAAGAUGAAAUGAAGAAAUAACUAUAAGAUGCUUAUGAUAAUUUUGAAAUUUAUUUAGAUAAUAUUACUGAUAUGUCAUAGAGACUAGAUAUAAGUUUAAUUUUUUUAAGAGAGAUUAGUAAAGAUUUAAAAAAUAUUAAAUCAUCUAUUGAUUAAGUAUUAAUAAGUAUAAAAGGCGUAGAAGAUGAUAUUAGAAGAUUAAGAGGUAAGAAUUUUUAGGAUUUAUUCGAAAUAAGAAAGUAGAAGAUAUUAAAAUAAAAGCUUGAAAAUGAACUAGAUUAAGUUCAUAUAUAAUUUUUAACUUAAGAAUACGAUCCUAUUUCUGGUAAUAAAAAGACAAAUAGGGAAGGAGAAUUAAGUACAUUUUUAAUAAAAAAUUAUUAUGAAAAUUAUGAUGGAGAAGUGAAUGAAUUUUUAUGGAGUGAAUAUGAAAAGUAAAAAGAUGUUAUGAUAAUAAAAGGGAAAGCUGGAUCAGGUAAGAGUAGAGCAUCACGUAAUAUUGAAGAAUUUAUAUGGAUUUGUGAUAAGAUUUCACCAAAUUGGAUUCCAAUUUAUGUAUCUCUUCCUUCAUUAAAAGAUCCUAAUCAUAAUUUAAUUGAAUAAGCUCUUGAAUCUGAAAAUUAUAAUUUUGAUAAUAUUUAAAUAAGAGAAUUUAAAGAGGCUGUUGUUAAUGGAAAUCUAAAGAUUGUUAUUAUACUUGAAAGUUAUGAUGAAAUGAAAUAUGAUUCUAUUGGAACUAAUCUUUAUCAUUCUAAUAGAUUUACUUAAGAUCUCAAUCUCUAAGUAUCAGGAUAAACAGUAAAAAUUAUUAUUACUACAAGAGAAGAAAUUUUAAAUUCUAUUGGAUAUUAAACAUGGUUUUAUGGGUAAAAUAUUGAUACUCUUAAAGAAAUUGAAAUUUUACCAUUUACUUAAGAGUAAAGUUCAUAGUAUAUUAAAAAAUAUGUUGAAAUAAGUGUUAAAAGAACUAUUAAAAAGUUUUAUGAAUUUAUUAAAUAAUUAAAAGGUUAAAAUUUCUCAUUAGAUGAGUUUAAAUUAAUAUGGAAUCAAUUAGAAAAUAUAAUUAAUACUAUUAUAUUAUAAUAAUAAAAUUCAGAAGUAUUAUUUUAAAAUUAAGAUGUUGAAAAACUUAUAUUAAAAAUUUAAACAGUUGAAUUUUUUAAUUUUAUUAAAUCAAAUCAAAUGGUCUCUUUAAAAAAAGAACUUCUUUAAUUAUGGGGAGAAUAGAAAUUAUGUUAAGUAAUCAAUAAUGUUAAUAUAAAUCAUUUAUUAAGUACACCAUUUAUGAUGGAAAUAAUUGUUUAUGUUUUACCUAAAAUGUCAUCAUUUUUUUCUUAAUCUAAUUUAAUUAGAGAUCUCCUAAAAAAAAAUUUUAUGAUUUUGAAAAGAGAAGCUAAGAAUUCAUAAAAAAUUAUUGAAAAAUUUUUAUAAAAGCUAAUAAAUAAUUAGAGUUAAGAGGAAGAAGUACAAAAUUAAAAAGUGAUUUAGACUAAUGUAUAAAAUAUAGAACUUGAAAUAUUAGAAUAAUUUACUUCAAUUGUAGAAUAACUAGACAAUUAAAACUUUUUUGAAUCAUUUUCAAUUGCUAAUUCUUUAGAAUAUAUUAACAAUACUACUAUAUUUUCAAAUAAAUAUUUUAAAGUUAAAAUAGAUGCCAAUUUUAUUGUUUCUGCUUUUAGAUUAAAUUAAUAUACAGCAUUCGAUUUUUAUGAAAUUUUUGUUAAUUUUUAUCACAAUCAGCAAUUAUAAAAGUUGAAAGAUCUUGGUAAAAGUAUUAAAUAAGAAAGUGUAUUAUUAGACUUAAAAGAUUUUUCUAUUUAUUUGGCUAUAGAUAUGUCUUAGAGAUAAAUUACUUAAGUAAAUUAUAAAUAAAAAGGGAAAUUAUUCAUCAAAUAAGCAGAAGAAGAGAGGAAAGUUGAAAUCUCAUGGGAAGAUUCAUAUUUUAGUGAAAAUUAAGUUGAUUUUGAAUAUAAAACUUUAUUACUAAAGUGUAUGUUGAUUAAUUCAAAAGGUAAUAUAUAUUCAUUUAAUCAUAAAUCAAUAUAGGAAUUUUUUGUGGCCAAAUAUAUAUUAGAUUUAAUUGAGAAAAUCUUUAUAAAAGAGAAUCAAAGAAUUGAUGAAAAUAUUAUAUAUAAAAGCAGUUUUAAUAAGGAUUAAUUUAAUUUAUCAUUUGAACAUUAUUCUGGCACUUUAGAAUUAUUAAAGCCUAAAAUAAAAUAGAUAGAAAAUAUAAAACAAAAACUAAUUUAAAUAACAUAAUUAUCAAAUAUAUAAUGUGAUAAUAAAAAGUAUAUUAGAUCAGCUUCAAAUUGCCUUUAUAUUCUAAGUUUUUUAGGUGAAUAUUUAGAUAAUAUAGAUUUAAGUAAUAUUUGUAUCUCUGAUACUAAAUUAAAUGGUCUUAGUUUUUAUAAGUGUAAUUUGAAUAAUUCUUAAUUUGAUAAUAUAUCAAUUGAUUCAUGUAAUUUAAAUUGUGCAACAAUAGAGAAUGCAAAUUGGAAUAACUUAAUUUGUAAAGAAAAACCAUCAUUAAUUGGUCAUAAAUAAAAAAUAAUUUAAAUUGUUUUUAGUGAUGAUGGUAACACAUUAAUUUCAGGUAGUGAAGAUGGAAUUAUUAAUAUUUGGUAAGUAUAUUCUGAUGAAGAAAAAUAAAGUAUAAAUUUAUAAAAAGAUGAAAAUUUAAUUACAAUAACAUUUUCUAAAGUUAAAAAUUUACUUGCAUGUCUUACUUAAAAUAAUAUAUAUUUGUUUAAUACUAUUGAUUUGAAUUAACUGAGUCAUUAAUAAUUAAUAAAUAAUGAUUAUAUAGACAUAUUAUUGUCUCCAAAUGGUAAAUAUUUAGCAGCCUAAACAAAUUCAGGUUAAAUACAUUUUUGGUUAAUAUAGCACAUAUUACAAUAAUCAACAUAAUAAUAAAAGCAUAUAUCAAAAGAAAAAAACUAGGGUUUAAUUUAUAGUAUAACAAUAUCUUCUGAUUAUUAAUUAAUAGCAACAGGUGGUUUUCCAAUUAAAGUUUGGAAAGCUUAAGAUAUUACAGAUAUUUAAGAAAUUUUAGAACUUCCUAAACAAUUAAAACCUGUAUUUGGAGUUGCCUUUUCUAAAGAUAAUUAGAUCUUGGCAACAGGAGGAGAGAAUAAGAAAUUAGAAUUUUGGAAUAUUUAGAACUUAAAUUAAAUUUAAUUAAUAUUUUCUUUAGAUUCAUAAUAGAAUAUAGAAUAAGUAUCUUAUUCAAAUGAUGGAAAUUUAAUUGCUUUAAGAUCAACAUCAUAAUUGAAAUUAUAUGAUGUAUCAAAGUUAUCUGAUUAAUAAGACUAUUUUAUAAUCCAUUCUUAAUUUAAAGUUGAUUUAAUUGAGAUUUCUUAUGAUUGUUAUACUUUAGCUUGUUCUCAAAAGAAAAAUCCUUAAGAAAAAAAUCCUAAAAUCAAAAUAUGGGAUAUAAGAAAUCUUCAUCAUAUAAAAAUGCUCUGUAUAUUUGAAGAACAUAAAGAUGAUGUUUUAUCUUUAAAAUUUACAAAUGAUAAUUUAGUUUUAGGUUCAGGUAGUCUAGAUAUGACUAUUUGUUUAUGGGAUUUAAAUAAAUAAAAAUUAAUAGUUAAAUUGUCAACACAUACAAAUAGAGUUCUAGAUUUGGCAUUUUCAAGUAAUAGAAAUUAAAUGGUAUCCUGUAGUUUAGAUAAAACAAUUAUUUUUUGGGAUAUAACUAAUUUAGACUAACCAUUAAAUUAAAUAACAUUAUAAUAACAAAUUGAAUCUAACAAAGUUAUUUUUUGGCCAAAUAAAUAAAUUGUUGUAUCAUUUAAAUGCUAACAUUCUAAAGAAAUUCAAUUUUGGAAUUCUAUAUAAUUUAAUCUAAUUUCAAGUAUAUAGACAGAUGAAAAUUUUCUAGAUAUUAAUUUUAAUUAAGAUGGUGAAGUUAUGAUUUCAUUAAGUGAAAAAGGCAUUGUUAGAAUUUGGAAAAUAAAUGAAUAAUCUUUUUUAAUUGAAAAACAAAUUUAAUUAAAAGAUCUUUAAUAUUUGAAAAGAAUUUUUUAUUUAAACAGUUAAAACAUUAUUGUUUAAUCUCAUGUAUCUGUGUUUCUAUUGAAAAUAGAAGACAAUCAAAUUUAAAAACACCACUUUCAUUUUUAAAAUAAUGCUUAUUGUAUUUCAGUAGCAUAUAAUUAAUAGUUUAUUGUUAUUGGAAGUACAUUAAGUUUUGAGAUUAUAAUUAUAGAAAAUCAUAACAGUCCAAAUAUGAUGUAUUUGUAAGAUAACAAUAAUUCUUACAAAGACUUUUAAUUUUCUAAUGAUUCAUCACUUUUGGCAAUUGCUACAGAGAAAGGAUCAUUUAUAUACAAUAUUAAAAUUAAUUAAAUAGAAUAGAAAUUUGAAGAAAAUUGUUGUUGUAUUUCAAUUAGCUUUAUUGGAAAUGAAAAAUUAGCAAUUGGUAAAAAUACACUUGGAGGAUAAUUAGUUUUAUAUGAUAUAUAAAAUUCUUAAUCAAUAUAAUAAUUGGCAAUUAUUUAAUUACCCAAUAAUCCUUUAAAGAUUUUAUUCUCAAAUAAAUUAGAAUAAAUUGUAAUUUAUUGUUCAAGUGUUAUAACAGUAUUAAAAUUAUCAGAAUUAGAAUCUAUUUAAUUAAUUUAAAUGAAUAAAUGUAAAAAAUCAAAGGAUAUUAUUUUAGAUUCCAAUUAAUAAUAUAUAGGAAUCGGAAUAGAAAAUCACAUCUGUUUUUAUUCAUUAUUAGAUACAAUUAAAUUGGAUAAAAUAUUGAAAUCAAAUUAAGAAAAUUAAUUUUUACAUAAGAACUUUUCAUUGAAUAGUAAUUUUUUCACAGUAAUUUCAAAUAAUUCAAUAUAUACUAAAUAUGAUAUAAAUGAAAAUAAGAUUAUAAAAUAGAUUAAUUUGAAUUUGUCUCCAUUGUCAUUAUUAACAUUGAACUAUCAAGAAUCAUAAUUAGUAGCAAUUUAAGAAUUGGAUUAAGGGAAAUAAAAAUCAUUAUUAAUGGAUUUAGAAAGUACAAAAGUAAUUUCUUGUUUUGAAGAAAUUGAUGAUGAAAAAAAGUUUAAAUGUAAGAAAGUAAUAUUUUCCUAAGAUGGAUAAAAUUUUGUUUCAAGUUAUGUAGAUCUAACAAUAAAAUUAUGGGAUGCUAAAUCUUGUAAAUUACUUUCUAUGUUUAAAAGUGAUACUUCUAUUAUAGAAUUGAUUAAUAUAUCAACAAAAGGAAUAUUAGCAUAAACAAGUGAAUAAAUAAUAAAGUUAUGGAAUCUAAAAGCAUUAUAAUAAUCAUUUGAAAUGGAUGGUCAUUCAGAUUCUGUUAAAUAAUUAAGUAUAUCUUCAGAUGGUUUUCAAUUAGUUACAGGAUCAGAGGCUGAAAUAAUAAGAUGGGAUUUAAUAGAACUUAAAAAAAUUGAUGUUUUAUUAAAAGGUAAAAGACUCCCUUCUUCAUUUUGUUUUUCUAUGAACUGUUAAUACUUUGCUGCUCUAGAUGAUGAAUAAACAGUACAUAUUUGGAAAUUAAAUACAAAAUAUAUUAUUGAACAUCACUUUAAAUUAUAAUGUAUUUUUAAUGAUAAUCUUGCUUUUAGUAUAAAUUAGACUUAGCUUAUUUGUAAGUAUAUUAAUUCUAAAGUAUUAAUCUUGAACUUAGAGUAGGUAAGUAAAUAAAAAUAACUACUAAAUUAAUCAAAUUUGAAUGUUUAAUCAAGAUCAAUUAUUCUAUCAUCAAAUUUAUUAAUAAAAAGUAAUCCUUUAGAAGUAAUUAGAACAAACAAUAAAUCUGAAUUAAUAAAUGAAAAUUUUGAAGGAAUAUAGCUAAGUAAUAUAACAACAAUAGCAAUAUGUCCUAUUUCAUAGAGAUUAGCUAUAGAAGAUAAAGAUUAUUCUAUUAUUAUCUGGUCAAUGGAGAAGAAAUAAAAAGAAUCAGUAUUACAACAUUUAUCAUUUAAAAAUACAAAAGUUUUAUCUAUGACAUUUUCUGGUAAUGGUAAACUUUUAUUUUCAUGUCAUAUCGAUGAAAAAAUAAGAUUAUGGAACAUAAAUAAUGAUUGUACAUUGAUAACUAUUUAAGAUCUUUAAUUUUAUAAUAAUAGUAAUAGUACAAGAUAAAUAUCAAGUCUUUAGAUAUUUCCUAUAAAAGAUGAAAAGUAUAUAGUUAUUUGGUCUGAAGAUUAUUAAUUUUGGGAUGUUCAAAUAAGUCAACUUGUUUUUUAGAUAGAUUAAGUGUCAAUUUUAGAAGAAUAGUUUAAUAAUGGUUUAUUAUUAUAACAUUUUUCAAUUGGAUAUAGUGAUAAAACUAAUUUAGCAGCAAUAUAAUUCAAAACAAAUCUAAAAUUAUAUGAUAUAACAUCAAAAUAAUAAAUAGCAACAUUAGAAGGAAACUCUUUUCAUAAAUAAUCUUUUUCUUCUAUCCUAAUUUUUUCAGAAAAUGGAAACUCAUUAUUAUCUUUAGGAAGGAAUCAUACAAUUAGAUUUUGGGAUCUUUCUAAUUUAAAUACUAUCAAAUUAAAAGUAAAUUUAGUAAAACCAAUUGAAGCAUCUGCAUUAUAGUUUUUAAAUUCAACAACAGUCAGGUUAUUUAGUAAGUUUGGGGAUAUAAUUGAUGAAAAUCUAUCAGAAUAUUAAGAAGUGGCUGUUAUUGAAAAUGAAAAUUCGUUUGAUUUCAAUUCAAUAUAAAGAGAAUUAGAAGUUUGUAAAUAUAUUUGUAAAAUUGAAAAUAAAACAUUAAAUAUUUUUGAUUCUUAAAAUAAUGAAUUAAAAUUUACUUUGAAUUAAUUUAAUUCUUAAAUUAAGAAAUUAUAAUUUACUUUAUCUGAAGAUCAAUUUAUACUUGGAAUGGAAGAUGGUUCAAUUUUAUUAUAUAAGAUAGACCAAUAAACCUUAAAAAAUUAUGAAUAUCCUGUUUGUUAUUAUGUUUUAUCAAAAAGUCCUCUCCUUUAAGCUUAUCGUUGUAACAUUAGAUAAUCAAAAUUUCAAACAAUCGAAAAUGAAAAUUUUUAAAAAUUGUUAGUUGAAAAAGGAGCUUUAAAAUGA